AUCAGACGAACACCGUGUAGGUAGGUGAGGACGGCCAGAGUGUUUCAACUUUGCUAAUCACUUCUCCGUGGUACACAGCAAUCCAUGUCUGAAGACAUUGAGCAGCAAAUUUCCCUACUUCGCAAAUCACGAUGGGUUAACCUCUCUGGGCUCGUUGAUUGUGCUAUGAAACGUCUUUCAAAACCGACCUGCCAAUCCAUCCAACUUCUCGGAAACGGCAGCUACAACACCGUCUACAAACUGGUGUUCGUUGAUGGCACUGAGAUUGCCGCUGGCGUGUCAGUACAUGAUGAUGAGGACUUUAAUCCCCAGGCGAAGCUGUCUGAGAUAGCCACGAUGCAGUUCGUUCGCGCGUCCGGCUUGUAUCCAGAUAUUCUGGUCCCACAAGUCCACGGUUGGGACAUCACAUUUUCUAAUCCAGUUGUCGUUUACGGACGAAAGCUCAACGAUCUCAACAAUAAUGACAAUAGCCUUUGUGGUCUGGAUGGUAUGUCAGAAGUGCAGCAACUAACCAUCACAAAAACUCUGGCAAAGUUACAAUCUGCUUUGUCAGCACCUGCACCCAUUACCCUCAAUGACGAAGGAAGCUCUAUCAUGGGACCACUCUUCACCCUCACACAGCAGAACCUUGGGGGUCCGUAUAAAUCCCUCACAGAUCUCUGGAGAACCCGACUGGAGGAUGAGAUCUUGCAUGCUAUGAGGGAAUGGUCCAGGCUUGAGACGGACCAACUUUCACAAUCCCUGUCAGAGCCCAAAUGCACCCCUCAAAAGUUUUCUGAACUCUACCAACUUCUCUCCUCGCUCAUACCUCACUUCGUCCCUCCAUCAUCUUACCUUUCCUUGGUCUUACAUCAUCCUGACCUCGCACUCCGCAACGUCUUUUUUGAUCCAACUGACGACACCAAAAUCGUAGGCCUCAUAGACUGGGGCGGCGCACAGAUUCUCCCUCUCAUGCUCACCGCCAAAGACCAGGGAUCCCCGACUGAGGGUUGGAACACCGUGCCGCAUAACUGGACUUCGUUCGGUGACACUUCCAAGUGGCCGAAGGUCUUCCGGGGUCCAAAUGAUCAACACUUUGGUGUAUGUUUUGCCCAGGAGAACCAUGAUAGAUAUGGUGACUAUAAUACUGGUCGUGCGAUGUUGUUCGCGCAUGCACCGUAUUAUCUCAAGUUCCACGAGAUCAUCACGGGCGGCUGGACCGCUUGGGUCGAUCAUGCCGAGUGGGUACGUGAGACGUAUUGGCGAGUAAAUGCAGUAAAACAGAACGGUCGGGGGGAUGCAUUGAUCGUCGGUCCAAACGUCUACCGCAACUCCAUGGAGAAGUCAGUGAUUGACUUGAGCAUCUUUGAGGAGCAUUUCUUCGAAAAUGAGAAAGAUUACGAGGAAGAAGAGGAGACGGGCGAAUAAAACGAUAACAGACAGUGUUGGCUUCUCCCGCUCAGACCACGGAGCGCCUGAUUUUCUGCCACAACUUGCACUGGACCUUGUACCGAUUAUAAUUUAGGCGGAAAUAGGACCGUCAUGUAUAAGCUCGUCGUCUCUCUCGUUCCAUCGAGUAAUCGCGUGUUGCGUACUCACUCGAUAUUCGAUAUUGUAACACGAACUGAGGGCCCCUCCAC
Molecule: messenger RNA, 1619 nt
Organism: Suillus clintonianus
Lineage: Eukaryota; Fungi; Basidiomycota; Agaricomycetes; Boletales; Suillaceae
Exons: 6
Coding region: 85-1407 (440 amino acids)
Cellular component (GO): mitochondrion
Source: RefSeq, a predicted model, not a curated record